This is a messenger RNA of Aureobasidium vineae, 1575 nucleotides long. NCBI's taxonomy places the organism in Eukaryota, Fungi, Ascomycota, Dothideomycetes, Dothideales, Saccotheciaceae. The record is from the annotation of a GenBank genome assembly.
AUGGCUACCGGUCUUCCCAGCGGCUGGGAGGUUAGACACUCCAACUCCAAGAACCUCCCCUACUAUUUCAACCCCUCGACCAAGGAGAGCAGAUGGGAGCCUCCUUCCGGCACCGACAGCGAGACUCUGAAGCAUUACAUGGGCACCUACCACAGCUCUGCCAGCCUGCGACCCGACGGCCAAGGCCAACAAGAAGGCAAGAUCCGCGCCUCGCAUCUGCUCGUCAAGCACAAAGACUCUCGCCGCCCUUCGAGUUGGCGUGAGGCCCAGAUCACUCGCUCCAAGGACGAUGCUAUGACCAUCAUCCUCGGCCACGAAGCCAGAAUCAGAAGCGGCGCAACCAGCCUCGGCGACCUGGCCACCACUGAGAGCGAUUGUAGCAGCUCUAGAAAGAGAGGUGACCUGUAUGUCUCAUUGCAUCUUCUUGGAGACUCUCAUCCACUGACCCACUCCUCCCAGCNNGGUUUCUUUGGCAAGGGCGACAUGCAGAAGGAGUUUGAAGAUGCCGCAUUUGCUCUGAAGCCUGGCGAGGUCAGCCAUGUAGUCGAAACUGCCUCUGGUCUGCACCUGAUUGAACGAACAGCUCCACUAUGCCUCCCGCAACUCAACCUCGCCAUCGUCGUCCUUCGUGGAGACAGUCACGCGUUUCACACCGCACANUACCUCGAGACAGACUUCAGUCGCAAUCAGGAGCAUGAGAUGCCUGCUGACGCCGAUGCUGAUACUUUCUAUUACAAUGCUGCCUUCGUUGUCGAAUGGAUAUUACCAGCAGACCUCAGGCUUCGCUUGCCCGAGCCUCUUGUGACAGAGCUCGACGACUGGCAAGCUGCAGGCGCCGCCGUUUGCACAGCACUGGCUCGAAUUGAUAAGCUCGAUGACGAAAGUCUUCAUCGAGGCUGGCCCUCCAGACCCAACGGACAUCUCUCGCGUACUACUUCUGACUGCUCUGCCACUGGAUCGCCCCAAUCCCCUACCACAGGACCUUUGAAAAUGUCGUCUCCUCAGACACGAGCUGCUCUCCCUUCACUUCAGACAAGUUUCGGCAGCACCUUAUCGACCACUCCAGACACGCCACCUUUUACUCCCCGCGACAGCAUCAUGGGCGAUGAGGUUGAUGAGAUGAGCGCAUCAUUUCGCGACAAGGCCAGUCUCGAGCACGUUAAUUCCAUGCUGGCCACCAGAGUCCGACACGCUUCAGAGUCUGCUGGUUCUCCAUCGCCAACAAUGAGCCCUAUCUCUCGUCAAUCCUCAAACGAACUCACCGCUACCGAUCAACAGUUCGACGAGAGUGCUUGGGAGACAUUCCUGCGAUCGUAUGAAGCCGAGCUCGAUCAUCUUCGAUCGGAGACGUUGGUUUGCUUCAGGCACAUUGGCAAGUCUGUAGACAGACUUUGGCUUGGUCUCAGAUGCGAUGGUGUACAGCCAGUAUCUAGAUCGACGGCUGCUGACUUUGUCGCCUGGUGGAGAAGGAUGAAUGAGAAGGAGCAAGAGUACGAGAAAGAAGUCCAGAUGCUGGAAGUGCCUCAACUCGAGCUGGUCAGUUUCCAACGCGUAUCACAGGGUCUGCCUACCUGA